Messenger RNA from Rhizophagus irregularis DAOM 181602=DAOM 197198, 386 nucleotides. Lineage: Eukaryota; Fungi; Glomeromycota; Glomeromycetes; Glomerales; Glomeraceae. The record is from RefSeq and is a predicted model, not a curated record.
AAACAAAAAAAAAAAAAAUGUCCGAAAAAAACAAUUUAAAUGAAAAUAUGUUAAGUGAAAAAGAAAAAGCCCUUGCCGGACUUCCAUAUUCAGGAUUUUCCGAAGAAUUAAUUAAUGAUCGGUUUAAAGCUAGAGAAAUACUUUAUAAAUUUAAUAAUUCUAAACCAAUUCGUUUUAAAACUGAUGAAUAUCUUGAAAUUGGAGAUCGUGUUCUAUUUGGACCAAAUGUUUCACUUUACCCCGUAUCUCAUCCUAUACAACCUGAAGAAAGAGUAAAUGGUCCUGAACUUGCGUUCCCCAUAAAGAUUGGAAAUGACUGGAAAAAAACCCUAUUAUUCCCAACUCCCCAUGAAAUACUAAAUAAUAAUGAUUAUUUUCGUUAUUAA